AUGGCGACCGAAGCUUUCACGGUGUCGCGCGAGCAACUGACCGGGCCAAAAGGUGUUACUGCGUUAGUGACGGGCGGCGCGUCAGGAAUUGGACUGCAAACAGUAAUUCUCCUUCACGAGCUUGGCAAUAAUGUUAUCGUCGUCGACAGAGCACGACCUCAUCCAGCUGCUCCAAAGACCUUGACUUCAUCACCUCGCUUCCUGUACCAACAAUGCGACAUUACAUCAUGGAAACAGCAAAGAGCCGCCUUUGAGGCCGGAUUCAAGAAGUUCGGGUCCAUUGACUGUGUCUUUGUCAAUGCGGGAAUUGCCGAGUACAAGGACCAAUUCUUCAAGGACGAGCUAGACGCAGAUGGAUUGCUCAAGGAACCUGACAGGAGGGUCAUCGACAUUGACAUGCACGCGGCCAAUGACACGGCGAAGUUGGCCAUCUACUACAUGAGGAAGAAGGCGCCCGACCAGAAGCGGGGAGGGAGCAUUGUCAUGACCGCGAGUCUGGCGGGAUAUCUGGCCAGUGCUGGGGCACCGCUAUACAGUGCCGCGAAACAUGGUAUUGUGGGCCUGAUGAGGGCAUUGAAGAACGACACAGCAACACUUGGGAUCGCGGUGUCUGUGGUGGCGCCGGGCAUCACUUUGACCGAUAUCAUUUCAGGCCGCAAACCCGAAGAAUCUCUAGCUACAUGGGCCUCGAGAAUGAGAGGAGUUGGCGUUCCCAUCAACGAUCCGCAAGAGGUGGCCAAUUGCGUGGUGUACUUGAUGAGCCUGGGCAUCGAGGCCAACGGCAAAGGAAUGCUCAUUCAAGGUGGGCGGGUGGCGGAUUUGGAAAAGGGGAUAGCGACGUCGAGGAAGAUCUGGAUGGGCGAAGAGAUGUUGAAUUUGUUCCGGGGGGGACGGACUGCGCCAUUGUUUCCGAACAAACUAUAA
Cladophialophora psammophila CBS 110553 is the source of this 924-nucleotide messenger RNA. RefSeq lists its product as uncharacterized. The coding region runs from base 1 to 924 and encodes 307 amino acids. Gene Ontology annotation, cellular component: cytoplasm. Gene Ontology annotation, molecular function: oxidoreductase activity, acting on the CH-OH group of donors, NAD or NADP as acceptor. NCBI's taxonomy places the organism in Eukaryota, Fungi, Ascomycota, Eurotiomycetes, Chaetothyriales, Herpotrichiellaceae. The record is from RefSeq and is a predicted model, not a curated record. The transcript has 2 exons.